This is a messenger RNA of Neurospora crassa OR74A, 854 nucleotides long. RefSeq lists its product as hypothetical. Gene Ontology annotation, cellular component: membrane. NCBI's taxonomy places the organism in Eukaryota, Fungi, Ascomycota, Sordariomycetes, Sordariales, Sordariaceae. The record is from RefSeq and is a predicted model, not a curated record. The coding region runs from base 201 to 656 and encodes 151 amino acids. The transcript is spliced from 3 exons.
CCCACACAAGCUUCAUCCGCCGUCAUCAUCGGAGCUGUUCGAUCGUGGACCCCUCCUCACUGCAAGUGUGAUAUAAAAGUGCCUCUGUCCUCUCUAUUACCUGAGCAUAUUUGGCGUACGUCACUGCAUCGCACUUUGAAAAGCAAUAGAAUACUUCAAAAACUCCCAUUCAAAAUUACUUGAUCACUAACUCCAUCACAAUGGCUCCCUUUCUUGAUCUUUCGUCCAACUGGUCUCUCCAUUCGGUCCCCGCGGCCUUUGUGCUCGCCCUCCUCCCCAACUUCUACGCCAGCAUGGCUGCCGGUAAGAACUAUGACUUGGCCAACCCCCGCAAAACUGAGGAACACCUCGCCAAGGACACCACCCUCUCCAAACAGCAGGUAAACCGCAUCCUGCGCGCCAAGGCGGCCGCCAACAACGGGCUUGAGACCAUUGGGCUUUACGCCGCCGGCGUCGUGGCCGCCAACGCCGCCAAGUUGCCCGUGGAGACGGUCAACAAGCUCUCGCUCUUUUACCUUGGCACCAGACUGGUGUACAAUCUUGUCUAUGUCUUUUUGCAGGAUAACCGCAAGUUUGCGCCUGUGAGAAGUCUUGCGUGGAUGGCGGGGUUGGGAGCGAUUUUCAGUCUCUUUAUUAAGGCUGGGAAUGCGCUAUAACUAGCCUGGGUCUUUUGAGGACUUUGAGUUGUUGGGUGGUGCAGGUGACGGAAAUACCUGAUGGGACGUAAUUCGUAUUUCCCAGCAUAGGUAUAUGGUUGCGUAAAAGUAGCGAAAACUUGUUUUUUUGUCGAUUCCAUAAUUUAAAGAUAUGGAUGUCCUCGUCGUCCUGACGAAUACUAUCUGAGAGCUUCUUGG